UAUAAGAGUUAUUGUUCUUGAAUAAUGCUUGAAUAGACAUUUGUUAUAAAUUUUAAGUUUGAAUCUGAUGAUAUUCUAGAUCUAUAUUAAUCUAGAUCGCAUUAAUUUAUGAUUUAGAGCUAUAAUUUAUAAUAUAUAUUUAUAAUAUAUAUUAACUCAUAUAGAAUCUAGAUCUAUUUAACAUAAACAAUGCCAUAUGCCAAUCAACCUACAGUCACUCUUACACAGUUGACAGAUGAAAACAUUAAAUUCCUAAUUGAAGAUACAGAUCUAAGUGUGGCGAAUGCAAUCAGACGAGUUUGUAUAGCUGAGGUACCUACAAUGGCCAUUGAUUGGGUCCAGAUUGAAGCAAACUCAACAGUGUUAUUUGAUGAGUUCAUAUCUCACAGACUUGGGUUAAUCCCUUUAACCAGUGAGGAAGUUGUUGAAUCCAUGCAGUAUUCUAGAGACUGCACUUGUGAAGAAUUUUGCAAUAACUGUUCUGUUGAGUUCACAUUGGAUGUGAAAUGUACAGAUGAUCAAACACGCCAUGUCACAAGUGCUGACAUGAUACCCAGUAAUCCUAAAGUCAUUCCAGUUACAUCCAAAUCCCGUCAAGAAGCCAAUGAGUAUGAUCAGGAGACUGAUGAUAUCCUCAUUGCAAAGCUCCGUAAAGGCCAGGAGUUGAAGAUCAGAGCCUAUGCUAGAAAAGGAUUUGCCAAAGAACAUGCCAAGUGGAAUCCAACAGCAGGAGUGUCUUUCGAAUAUGACCCAGACAAUGCUCUCAGGCACACAACAUAUCCCAAGCCAGAGGAGUGGCCAAAGAGUGAAUACACAGAACUACCAGAGGAUCAGAUUGAAGCACCUUUUGAUCUCUACGGCAAACCUAACAAGUUUUUUUUCAAUGUGGAAUCCAUUGGAACGCUAAAACCUGAAACCAUUCUGUUCUCCAGUCUGGCCAUCCUGAAGAGGAAGCUAAGUGACCUUCAGAUUCAACUCAGUCAUGAGAUCAGCAAUGACGCACUGGCUAUCCCAUGAUCCCCCACUACAAUGGCAUGGAAAUCUCUGUUACUAAGAACAUGUUGAUUUUUUUUUUUCCGUUUUCAUUUGGUUUGAACUGGAUUUUAUUGUCUUACAAUGUCACAUUAGUUCAAUACCAGGUCUGUGCUUGUUAGUUAAUUGUUUAGUAUCUCAGCAGUUUAGAACAAUUAAUGUAUUAUAGAAAAAUCAGUGCCAUUGAUAUUAGUGGUUUAUAAUUAAGAGUAUUUUUAUAUACAAUGUUAAAAUAAUGCUUUAAAGUAGGUAUUAAAAUUCUUUUGGCAUUUCCAAUCUUGAGACAGUAUCUUUUCCAGUUCUAGACAAUCAUAGAUUUCCUUUUUCUGGUCCUGCGCUAGUGAAAAAAAAAAGUUGCAAAAAGUACUCAGAUGAACCACAGUUUUCCACAAAUUACAUCAUCAUUAGGUUUGGAUGAUCUGGAAGAUGUAAAUUUGUGGGUGAUGAAAUAUUAAUCUGCUGUUUAUAAUCCUCCCCUUCUCUGUAGGUACAUACACAACUUAAUUAGAAAGAGUAGCCAACAUUUGGACUAAAUAAAGGUCUUUCAACAAAUUUUGAACUGAGCCAAAGAAUGACAAACAAAACUAUCCUUGACACCUUUUAAAAUGGGCCGCGGCCUUAUCAUUGAGAGAUUGGUGAAUAGCUCUAGGAAAAAUUCAAAGUUCAUUGUAAGGAUACUCUCCCUUUAUCAGGUUGAAUAUCAUUGUAGGACGGAAAAUUUUCAGCCUUGUUUUGGAUAUUUCCCUUGUUGUUUUAUUGUGAGUUGUCAAAUGGUAUCACAUCUCUUCACAUGUCAUUAUAAAUAAAUUCAUUUCAGCCACA
Molecule: messenger RNA, 1854 nt
Organism: Biomphalaria glabrata
Lineage: Eukaryota; Metazoa; Mollusca; Gastropoda; Planorbidae
Product: DNA-directed RNA polymerase II subunit RPB3-like
Exons: 8
Coding region: 190-1017 (275 amino acids)
Biological process (GO): DNA-templated transcription
Cellular component (GO): RNA polymerase II, core complex
Molecular function (GO): DNA binding; DNA-directed RNA polymerase activity; protein dimerization activity
Source: RefSeq, a predicted model, not a curated record